Messenger RNA from Melampsora larici-populina 98AG31, 1208 nucleotides. RefSeq lists its product as uncharacterized. The transcript has a single exon. NCBI's taxonomy places the organism in Eukaryota, Fungi, Basidiomycota, Pucciniomycetes, Pucciniales, Melampsoraceae. Bases 1 to 603 code for a protein of 200 amino acids. The record is from RefSeq and is a predicted model, not a curated record.
AUGAUAGAGACAACCGUUCGACCUUCGAAGAAAAAGAAGCAAGACAAAACUCCAAUCGGGACUGAUUGUGACCCACUUCUUCCAUCAACCAUCAAGUCAUCUAACCACCCUCGAGUAUUAAAAAAACUAACCAAAAAAGCCCGAGCUAAAUCAACUACAAUCCAACCCCCAACUUCAUUCAUCACAUCUAUCCCACUUUCAAAACCGAAUUCUACUCUAGACUUGAAUCUUAAUAAAAGAGAAGAAAAACGAAAAUCAAGUAAAGUGGAAAGGUUUCCAUCUUUCGAUUUAGAAAAAGGGACGAUCAUCAGUUCAGUUGGUUCGGUUCAUCGGUUACCAAACCUUACGGGACUUUGGAUUAAGACUUGUUGUACUCAAGCCAGUGGAUUGAUUCCACGAGAGUUGAAUGGAUUUAAAAGUAUUCAACAGAUGAUGGUUGGUCAAAAGAAUUUGAAUGAUCGAAUGGAGAUGUGUCAGAUUAGUGAUGGGUUUAGUUUUGAAGAUCGGUUGAAGAUUAAUUCAGUUGAGAGGAUGGUAAUGGGUCAGUUUCCUUUGAGUAAGUUGAGAACUGAACAAGAAGAAUUGGCUUUGGAAAUCGAUUGAGGUUUACCAAGAAUUCGUCUUUCUCUUCUUUUUCUUUAUCUGGCUUUCGGGUUUUGAUUUCAUCAUUGAUAUACCUAACCCAGAUCUAUUCAUUUUUUCUCUUUGCUUUUUCUCGUUUUAUCUCUCUUCUCUCUCUUUGCUUCAAUUUGACGAUUCUUCUUGUAUAAAAACAUCCUCAUUGACAUCACUUCUUCAUCAUCAUUUUUUUUGUUUAGUUCUUUGAAUGUAUGUAAUUCAAACACCAAAAUCAUUUAAUUUAUUUGCAAAAAAAUUGUAUACAAAAGCAAACAAAAAGUUUUUUUUCCUUCUUUUUUUUUGAUCUCUAACUACACAUUUUUUUUUUCAUAAAAGAAGCCAAAUCAUCAUCAUUAUUAACACAUUCCUUUUUUUUCUCCUUUUUUUUUUGGGAAGUUUUUUUUUUUUUACUUUUUUUCAAAAAUAAAAAAAUCCAAAAUUGGUUGAUUUUAACAAUUUUUAGUAAGAAAUCAACCUUUUAUACGCGUUAUUUAUGUGAAUUUAAAUGAAGUAAAAUAAGUAGUUGUAGUGUAGUGAGUUUGAUUUAAUUCUGGUUUUUGUCAAAAUCAAAAUGAUUUUAUUUACCAAGG